Molecule: messenger RNA, 309 nt
Organism: Akanthomyces muscarius
Lineage: Eukaryota; Fungi; Ascomycota; Sordariomycetes; Hypocreales; Cordycipitaceae
Exons: 3
Coding region: 1-309 (102 amino acids)
Source: RefSeq, a predicted model, not a curated record
AUGGCGAAUAUAGACAAUUCAAAGGCGAGAGAUAACGGACUGCCGUUUUGCCUCGAACACGAUGCGUCUUUCUCUCCCGGAGGUGAGGGCGGCCUGGCCGUCCUCGGCAUGUCUCAAAUCUUCAGUCUGGACAUGGUCGCUCCUUGGUCCAACAGCCCUCCCAUGCCUGUGCUGCCUGCAGAAGUUCACGCGCCACAAAUCAGCUAUUGCUAUCCGCAUCCCUCAGUCCCAGGCUUACAGCCGACAGCUAAUAGCAUGACUCUGCCUCACGCCCCGCAACCCCAUACGAGCAAGGACCACCAACGUUGA